AAAACUUAUUUCCUUGCUUGAAUGAUGUAAAGUAUUACUAAUAGACAAGAAAAAUAUUUAGCAAGGAUUUAUAAAAGUUUUCGAGAUCUCAGUUCUUAGAAAGAAGCCAUCAAAAUGUCAAUCAAACAAAUGACGAGACAAGAUAAAAAUACUUGAAUUUCCAACGACGAAAGGCACAUGACUAUCAGAUGGAUCAUGUUACAAGAGUUUAUAAURGUCUGAGCUUCGGGAAAGAACCAAAGUGCAAUCUUGGCUUUGCUUGGAUGAUUUGACACACCAGUGGAUUGUUCUAGAAUCACAAGGUUUCUGUCAAGACAAAUCAGAAUAACUUUUUUUGUUCCGUCUCAGCGACCAUAAUGCAUAAAGUUCCUUACAUAUUCCGCUUAGCAAGCAUUUCAUCUUUAAUAAGCAAACAUGGAUUUGCUAUAUUCCGAACUCUCUUUUCGUAAAUAUUUUAACUUCUUUGACAAGUAUAAGAUCGCGGUUGCUACAGACAUUAUGCAACAGGAACCAUUUGAUGUCAGAAUCGCAGGACUUGAGAACACUCUGCAGAAAGACUCCAACAAGACCCAGGUCCAAUGUUGUCUGUACGAAUUGGCAGAUUUACUAGAUAAGGCAGAUUCRGAGCAACUAAAAGCUAUUGAUGAUGACAUUCAAGACGUGAUUUUAACAAAUAUGAAUCGUUACUURACAGAUGUAGAAAUUCAGAGAGAUGGYAUAUUUGGUCUUUACAGCCUUAUGAAAGAUAACCAACAGAUCCAAAACAAACUYAAGAAAUCAAGAUUUCAUUAUUGUAUCGUYCAACGCAUGUUCUCCCAUCCUAAUGAUGUAAUAAUACAAGCAAUUGGAUGCAGGAUUAUUAGUAUUCUUGUAGCUAAUAAUGACACYGUCAAGAAGGAGAUAAUUGCAGUAAAUGCUGUUGAUGUUAUCAUUAAUGCUAUUGAUACCUUUGAUAAUGAAGAUGAUUUACAACUGUGGGCCAUGCAAGCAUUGACACAUGYAUUGCAAUCAAAUACAGAAGAACAAGAUAAGUUUUUGCAACAAGAGUAUUACCUACUGGUUCUUGAAAGGAUCGAAAAACUUAAGGAGUACAGUAUAUUGAUUGAACAAGUGUUCAAACUCUUUACAGUGCUCACAGAAUCUUCAUGCUUCAUGCAGUACUUWCGUGAAAGUGAGCUGGCUGUUGUCUUUCAAUUUAUGGAGUACCAUGAAGAAUGCAGAGAUGUUCAGUUUGCUGGUAUUUCCUUCUUAAUUGAGUUAGCAAAAAAUAUGGAAUCACAUAAGYGUCUAGUAAUGAGCAACAUCGAUGUCAUAAUGUUCAGAGUCCAGGCAAAGUUUCCAAAUUGUGCAAUAAKCCAAAGAAAAUGCAUUGAACUGUUCAAUUUAUUGUGCGAAUCCCUACUCGACACUKCAGAAAAUAGGGAGUGCAGAGCGUUACAGUGUCUGAAUGGUAUCAUGAUUGCCAUGGCAACGCACUGGGAUGACAUGUUGCUGUUGAUCAUGGCAUGUGAAAGUGUGUCUGUUUUGUGCACCCAUCAUCCUGAUUUGCUGCUGUUAAUUGAUGACGAGCAUGAUGAGCAUGUUCCACUACAUAACACAAUCAUGGCUUCUUUAGCUUUGCAUAUUGAUGAUGAAAAAAUGUGUGAGUCUGCUCUCAUGGCUAUUGCUUUGUCUGCUACCCAAUCAUCAGCCAUUCAGAAGGAACUUUUUAUGAAGGGUGUUUAUAUUCACAUUGUCAAAGCUAUGGAGAAGCAUUCACAAAUACCUGGAGUACAGCAGUAUGGCUGUCAGGCCCUGAGAAUCCUUUCACUGUCGUCUUUGGAGAACAUGAUGGAGAUCAUYGGCAGUGAGGCUUGGGAAGUUGUUACAAGAUGUAUUCAAAGUUUCAAAGAUGAACCAGAGGUUCUCCAAGAAGCAAUUGCAAUCAUUGCAUGUUUUGCAGCAGACCUUGAAGCCAUACGCAAUCAAUGUGCAAUUGAGAAGCUGUAUCUUCCUGYACUUCAGGCAAUGCAAACAUACAAAGACAAUGCUACUUUAAUAGAAAUGGCUUUUGAAUUUAUUGGUGUUUUAUCUGCCUGUGAAGCAAUGCCUGAACUUUUUAUGAGUGAGGGUGCAGUUACGAUUUUCUUAAAUGCCAUGAAUCACCACGCAGACCAUCUAAAUAUUCAGCAAAAGGGAUGCAUUCUUGUGCAAGUUUUUUCAAGUUACUUGACAACUGAUACAUGUAUCAAAGCAGUGUCGGCUGUUAUCCUAGCCAUGCAGAAAUUCCAGUUUGUAGAGUGUAUACAAGAAGAGGCCUGUGUAGCGCUUAAACUUAUUGCUCAGGUAUCCCUGAACUUCAGCGAGAUUGAAGUCAAUCAGUGCGCUCACGAGAGGCUGUUUGUGAUCCUGGAUGAAUUCAGGACUAGACGUAGAUUGAUUCAGCUAGCUAGUGAAGUUCUUUGGUUCCUUGGGUGUUCUCGGAUGCUGAAUUCACGUAUGCUGCUAUCUGCUUGUGCAGAUGGUCUGGUUCGUGGUGCUCAUUGUUUGAUACAGUUAGAGGCUGAUGUAAACGUAGGAGAGAAUUAUAACACUCCAUUGUGUGCUGCCUGUAAGAACAAUAAAGAGGAAAUGGUUCGAUUCCUGCUGACACAAGGCAUAAAGGACGUCCAUACUGCUCUUGGCUUAUGCCUGGAAAUGGAACACCACAAUCUUGUUGGACUUCUUCUGCAGAAGAUGGGCCAUGACCGCGAAUCYGGUAUUAUCUCAUGGAGUGGUCUUAACCUGGGUAGYAUACGACCAGAGUGGCUGGCACCGUCGCUGUCAGGAAAGGCGUUUGGUCUGGCUAUAGAAACUGAACGUUAYUGUAAUUACAUCCAGUGUGCCGAAAAGGCCUUCAAACAACGCUUUAAAGUCUUGCAAAAGUUUACUGAUUUGGCAUCAGUUGGUGGCAACGUGAACCCAGAUGACAUUCAUAAGUUUAUWGCAGAGACGAUUUCUGAUGGAGAAGAAGACGAUGAAUUUUCCUUUCCAACAAGCGACGAUGGGAGUAUCACAGAUGAACAMAUUUUAACCGAUAAGGUUCCUCUUCGAGCGCGCAGCUUAACUGGUGCCUCUUUACCAUACAGCUCGUACGAUCCGAGGGUGGUACUUCCGCUCACCGUCGGUGACCCAAUCUUGCUCCCUAAAAGAUCCCAACCUAAUKCAAAUAAUAUUUCUGUCUUACCAAUGGAUCUUAAGCAACGAAGAACCAAGAGUUGGCUUGAUACUCCUGAUACAGARUGCGAUGACACGUUCUCUGAGAGCUUUAAUUCACAAGAUWCMARAACAUCAACCYCUGUUGGUAAGCAGAGAAGUAAAUCAGAUGUCGAUCARCCAAGUUAUGAGUUUCCUCGAAUGGCGUUCAUGUUUGACAACGCUCCUUAUCGAAGAAGACGCGUAUCUGAAGUGAGUGACGAGUCUGUUGAUGGAAGAAAGAAUUCUGUUGGUAGAAGAGGACGUAGRAAGACGACCAUCAUGCCUCGAGGRCAAACAGACGCAACUGUGUGCGUUAUUGACAUCUCCAARAAUAGUAUCAGUGAUUUGAGUCUUUUAGCUGAAGCUGGUGACAGCGUUUUGGGAUACCUYUUCAACGUAGUUAAACUCGAUUUAAGUUAUAAUCAACUGUCAGAUUUACCUUGUGAGCUGUGUGAAAACAUGCCAAACUUAAAACAAGUAUCGUUGAGUAAUAACAACUUUAAAGUCUUUCCUUUYYACCUGAUCGAGGCACCAAGAUUAAGAGUCCUCGAUAUCUCAUCAAACUGUCUUGAGCUACAGGAAAAUCCCCCUGACGAUGCCUCGCGGUCUAUUCUGCUAGAGCACUUGUCUUUGGCAAAUAAUCACCUGARGACUUUCCCAAAAUGGCUUGCUUCGUUCUUUCCAGGCUUAACAUCCCUGUCUGUAUCUGAGAAUGAACUUCAGGAAUUUCCUGAAACGGGCGAGAAGAUGCAGUUUCUAAAAACACUGGAUGUUUCCAAGAAUGCAAUUACCAGUAUUCCUGUUUCGUUCCUGGAUCAGUUUAAAUCUCUAGAGACUCUGAACGCGUCYUAUAAUGGGCUUUCAAAUCUUCCUGAAUCRCAGACUGACUGCGAUUCCAACCUGACAACGCUACGUCUUGCACAUAACAAACUCACGGAGGAAAAGCCUUUCUUCAUCCCAAAGUUUAUUCUAAGAUUACCGAAACUAAAAGUGCUGGAUAUAUCAUACAAUCAGCUGACAUGUUUACCACCGCUAGAAAUAUGGAAGACGAAUCAACUUAACCAGCUCGAUGUCUCUCACAACAACAUUCAACGAAUCAAUUUYGAUACAGUCAAYCCUACRAAGUGGAGCAGUCUAGAGCGAUUGAACCUGCGCGGUAACAACCUGAARGACGUCCCAAAAGGCAUUGGCUUGAUGACGUCAUUAACAUCACUSGAUCUCAGCGACAAUCCUGGAAUUACGUCACUACCGGAUGAAAUGGGAAGGUUGUCUAAUCUUUGGGAUUUGCCGCUGGCUGGACUGAAGUUGGACUUAGAGGAAUCGUUAGUGACCAAUACCAAGAAACUGGUAGCGUUUUUUAACUCGAAGUUAUUGAACUCUGUACCGUAUUAUCGUAUGAAACUCGUGACGGUAGGACUGGAGAAACGAGGAAAAACUACUCUUUUGAAUCAACUACUCAGGUCCAAGUCUAGCCAAUCAGCAAACGAGUUGGAUAUACGUGACUGGACAUUGCGUGACGGUAAGGCCACRUGCAAGCAGUGCCAUCACAAGUCCGUUAUUUAYACCAUUAACACGUGGGAUUUAAAGGGUCGUGAAGACAUGUACCAGGCCUUCCAGUGCUUCAUGACGUCACGCACCCUUUAUUUAGCUGUCUAUGACGUCACUAAUGGAGGACAAGAAUUGGACGCAUUGCGACCCUGGCUUCAGACCAUUCACGCCUGCGCACCAAAUGUACCCGUCAUGUUGGUUGGGACCCAUUGGGAUAAAGUCCCUUCUGAUAAAAUGAAUGAGGUAAAGAACGAAAUGAAGGACCGUGCAAGAAUGUUAUUUUCAAGCCCAGGUCUCCCCGACAUUAAAGCCCACGUGGUACUCAAUUGUACUCAGGAGACAGCUGGUAUCCAGGCCCUCAGGACGAGCAUUGUUGACUUGGUCGUCAAGUGUAAGUGUGUAGGCCAUUCUAUCCUUGGUUCUCGUGUGCCUCAAAAGUUUGUCCAUAUUCAAGAAUUGAUCGAAAAAGUCAAAAUGGAUGAUAAUAGAAAAGGGCGUUGGCUGACAAAAUUAGAACUCAAAAGACUACUACAGGACAACGAUGUUUUGAUGACMGAUUCAGAACUGGGACAAGCUGUCAAGUUUCUGCACGAGGCGGGWGURUUGYUGCACUAUGACGAUCCAGUUGCUCACCUGAACGACUUGUUCUUYACCGAUCCUGUUUGGCUGAAUAACCUGGUUUCAAGCGUUGUGGUUGCGAAUAAACACAGUAAACAUAAUGCGCUGGUAKCUAACGGGAUUGUCUCUAGGAAUGGUUUGAUUGAAUUAAUCGAUGAAGAUAUKAUUGCUAUUGUGGAAAGCUUUUUGCCGCAGUUCUUAAGACUUCUAGAACGUUUUGGCGUUGCAGUACCCAUUACAGAGUCCGAGUUACUCAUUCCAUCGCGAGUACAGACUCUUCCRCCGUCCAAUCUAACUCUUCCAGACUUGGCGUCAAAUAGCCUCUACAGAAGGUUUUAUGAUUUGGCGUUUGUACCGUUAGGAUUUUGGUCSCGUCUCAUCACUCGUCUACUGCUAUUUCUCCCGAUGAUGGAUGUGGACAAGAACGACAUUCGUUAUCCUUCGUCUUUAGAGUACUGGAAAACUGGUAUUCAAGUGAUCUGGUCCUCUGAGUCCUUCUUCACAGUCUUCCAAGAUACCUCGGGUCAGUUUGGGGUCAACCUCCUUGCAAUUGCAGUCCCUACAAACGAUCAAGGSUCGUUCUUACUUGGUAACCUGGUCGAUCAUGUGGACGCGCUGAUUGAGGAAUGGUACCCUACCCUAUGUGAUCUARAUCCAGUACAAGGCCAACCUUUAGUCACUCGACUAUGUCCAUGUAUCACGUGUGAGGGUGAGACUUGUCAUGUGUUYACCUUAGAAGAAUGCAUUGAACAGGCUUUACGUUAUGAAGAGAUAGUCUGUCCCAGGACAUCGCAAUUUCUACCUGUUGUGAAAGUUGCUCCAGAUGUUGAACUUGCUGAUUUAAAACUGCAGAAUUUGUUGAUUAAAGAAGAGGAGUUGGCGCUGCAGCAGAAAAAAGAAUGCGUGMUUGGUGAUGGUAGUUUUGGUACUGUGUACAAAGCCAAGUGUAACGAUCGUGUGGUUGCCGUUAAGGUUUUCCGCACUGAAGGUCACAUUGAUCCACAUAGACUAUUACGUCAGGAGGUUCCAUUUCUAGCUCAUCUACGUCAUCCUAGCAUCAUUACGUUGCAUGGUGUAUGUGUUCGACCUCGUGCGUUGAUCCUUGAAAUAGCUCCUUUGGGAUCGUUGAGUUCUUUGUUGAAUAAAGGCGAGGUUCUAAGCCGUGGAUUGCAACACCGUAUUGCUCUUCAGGUUGCAGAAGGCUUGUCUUAUCUUCAUCGUAAUAAAAUCGUUUAUCGUGACAUGAAGCCACACAAUAUCCUGAUGUUUUCGUUAGCUUUAUCAAUCGUYAUCAACGCAAAGAUCUCUGAUUUCGGCAUUGCACGUUACACUGCCUUAUAUGGCUUAAAGUCAUCGGAGGGGACCCCAGGCUACCGCGCACCCGAGGUUGUCCGCGGUGACAGCGCUUAUAACAAGGAGGCUGAUAUCUACUCGUUUGGAAUGCUCCUGUACGAACUUGUGACAGGGGGAAAAAGACCAUUUGAAGACGUCCGCUUUAGAAACGAGCUUGAUGCUGCUGUUAUGCAGGGUAAAAUGAUCGAUCCUAUCACAGAUAGUGGUAGUUCACCAUGGCCAGAUAUCGAAGACUUAAUCGAACACCUUCUACAACCACGUGCAGACAUGAGACCAACUGCUGACCAGGUCGUCGAGCGACUAUCAAGCCCAGAGCUACUUUGUCUAAAGCGAACAAUUGCUGUAUCAAAGGGAAAGGCUGUGGAAUCUAUUGCAGUUAGAAGUAAUGAUGGMAAUGUGGAGUUGUGGAUGGGYAGUGGRGUGACUGGCCACUACGGUUGUCAAGUAUCGUGGUUGAGCUUGACUCAGUCGACAAACGAGGGUUGCCAAGGUACGUUCAUGAAGGACAAACGAGUGACGUCAUUAGCCGCUGUCCACAAUGACUUCAUUUUAGUUGGUACCCAGUCUGGUACGAUAUGGGUGUUUGAUGCUGUGUCCCGUACAUGUAAACACUCGUUAAAAGUUCUACCAGACUCAGUGGUGUCACUGCGACACUACUAUAACUCAAAAACCUACGAUGAUCUAGUCAUUGCAGGUCUUGCUAACGGUUCAUUGGUUAUCUAUAAAACAAAACACAUCAAAAAUGCUAAUGCAGAAGGCGAAAUUAUGCAUUUAUGCAAAACAAUAAACGAUGGAGGAUCRUGCCGYGAGAAUUGCAAUGUGCAUGCAGUAGCAUGCUUAACUGUUGCAAAACGGUGCUUGUAUUGCGGUUGUGGAAACGAUAUAUUGAUAUUGACAUUGGGGCAAGGUUCUGUUGAAUUCAAGCGCCGCUGGUCAGUGGAGGACAGGCGCAGCCAGUGCGUCCUCAACAUCUCCGUGAGUUCCUUUAUCUGGACAUCAACAAAGGACUCGCCUUACAUUGACUUCUGGGAUAUAUCAGAACCAGUCUUACGYGGUACAAUCAAUUGCGCGACGAUAAUAAGCACAAGUGCCAACAUUCCAAGAAAAUCACGUGACAUGCGUAUUYUGUGCAUGUUAAUUGAGCAGAACACUAUAUGGGUUGGUCUGGGUACUGGACACGUCAUCGCGCUGUCGACCAAGUCACGUGAACCCCUGUAUGUGCUCAAGAGACAUACAGGUCCCGUUCGCUGUUUGGCUAUUGCUCGUCGUAGUUCUAGACAUGGGAAGCCUGUGUCAUUGCUUAUGAYUGGGGGAAARGGAUUCAUUGAUAGACCGGGWUUUAAAAGCAACGACCAAGACUUUGGUUACGUGUUAGUUUGGGAAGCCGACCUGGCUGAACAGAAGAAACGUUURCUUGACGACAAGACCAAGAGACAACAAAUGCAAUGUACUGAAUUGAUAGAAAAUGCCUCAUCACUAGAUUAUACCAGUCGCUCUAUUGUAAAAAACGUCUAAAAUAUAUACCAACACUAUUCCUUACGAUAAGGGUUAUUCUUGAUMACUGAAAGCCCUGGCCGCGAAAUCUUUUUAAACCGUAAUAUAAUAAUGAUUUGAGUUGUAUCAUGUUCUUAUAGAUUGUAUAAMAUUUAUAGAUUAAACAAUUAGUUUAUUAUA
Exaiptasia diaphana is the source of this 8409-nucleotide messenger RNA. RefSeq names its product leucine-rich repeat serine/threonine-protein kinase 2. Gene Ontology annotation, molecular function: GTP binding; ATP binding; protein binding. The transcript is spliced from 16 exons. Gene Ontology annotation, biological process: protein phosphorylation. NCBI's taxonomy places the organism in Eukaryota, Metazoa, Cnidaria, Anthozoa, Actiniaria, Aiptasiidae. The record is from RefSeq and is a predicted model, not a curated record. The coding region runs from base 415 to 8250 and encodes 2611 amino acids.